CGACUCGAAAUCGAAAACAUCAAUUAGGAAAUUUAUAGUAGUUUCCUUUCGAUCGUUUUGUUUGAACAGGAAAGAAUCAACAAGCGUCACGAUAAGGCAUCCUUUUACCAUGUUCGGGGAUAUUUCUGUAAAUUUGAAGGUCUUGUGGCAAUUUUCACACUUGGGAAGGACUUUUUAGCAAGAUAUUCGCUCGUAGCAAUUCCGUGGUAGGAUCUUAAAUUGAACGACGAUGCAACGCGAUUCCUCUGUCAGAUGGGAAGAUUUUUGCCGUAAACAUGGCGAGAAUGCUGCGAAGUGCUUUGCAAGAGAGGUGAAACAGUUUGUGGACAAUAAUCCAGUUUACGAUGGCAUUGGUUCGGCCAACAUUUUCGCAAAAAAAUUCAUAGAAUGUUUUAACCAAACAUUUACAGCUGAACUGAUAAAUGCGACGUGGUCGGAUCUAAGCGAUCCUGAAUCGCCUGGACCGUUUUCAAAUGAGCAAAAUUUUGCUUCUAGUUUCACUCAUAUCAACGGACAAGAGCCAACAAGCAAAACACGCUCCAAAUUUAACUUUCGGCAUUUGUUCAAGCGAUCUAAUAGUGCAACGCAAAUAGAAAGUCAGUCAACGAGUACAAGUGUUCAUGAUACUAGACAGUCUGGGAGGUUUCGACCACCUAACUUGAGUCUGGAACAUGAACGAACGCCUGGAGACAUUAAAAAGGACGGUAUUCUUGAUUAUUUGAUGAAUCUAGAUUCUGGUGCAGAUCUGGAAGAAUUCUUCUGGCAGAAAUGUCGUGUUUUGUUGUAUAAAGCGCCCGGGGGGUACAUGUUAGAAUUCUACGCACCGCCAAAGGCCGCAAAGCCGAAGAAUGGUGUAUUUUGUUUUCUUAUUCACGAGGCAAGACAAGCGACUAUUUUGGAAAUGCCAGAUGGGGAUAAUGUGUUUGUUAUUAAGGCAGUGAACAAGAAGGAAUACAUGUUGAGAGCAAACAAUAAGUAUGAAAUGGAUACUUGGCUUAAGGAUAUUGUUCAUUGUAUGGAGGAGGAUCAAACUGGUCCUACAAGUCCCUCGACUCCAACUGCUCCUUCUUCAUUCUCAUCCCUUCCAACGCCACCUGUUAGUGGACAUGAUCCAAGAGAUGAGCCUCUUAUUGUUGCUUUACCUGAUGAGGAUGUAUCAGGUAGAAGACGCUUGUCAAGACAAACCAACAUUGAAGCAAAUACUGGAAUUCGUUAUUCGCCCGCACCUUUCAUGUCCAGCUCACCACCACCUGCCUUACCUCCACGCUCACAUUUAAUGAAUGACUCCGAACUCCAAACUAACGCAGACAACGGAAAUGACGCGCAUCGUGGCGUGUCCGAGGAGACGCCACCGCCUAGUCCGGAUAUGUCCACUACACAAGCGCGUACAAAUGAAAGGGAAACGACUUCUACAGAGACGCAAAACAGUCAAAAUUGGAUGUCGUUUACCGGGGACAACCAUCCUCUGGCUCCCUACCCCUGGUUUCAUGGAACUCUCUCACGUUUGGAUGCUUCUCAUUUGGUUUCCCAGGGGGGACAGCAGUGGCACGGAGUGUUUUUAUUGCGUCAGAGCGAGACGAGACAAGGCGAAUAUGUACUAACGUUCAACUUUCAAGGUCGUGCUAAGCAUCUGCGAUUGUCGUUAAAUGCAGAGGGUCAUUGCAGGGUGCAACAUCUCUGGUUUCCAAGCCUCUUUGACAUGCUCGAACAUUACCGCAGCAACCCCAUCCCUCUUGAAAGCGGUGGCAUCUCUGACGUUAUGCUGACCAAUUUCGUCGUACGUACCGGAGGGGAGAAUGAAAGUGCGCCCAGGAGGGCGUUAUCCGGAAGAGUAAACCGUGAAGAAGGACUAAGGCGAGCUCAUAGUGUUCAAGCCAGUAGGAUCAACAGGAUAGCAAUAAUACAAGGUGGCUCUGUUCGUCUACCUUCCAGGUCAGCCAAUCAACAGCCGAUACGUGUUCGUGCUGUUGAGAACCAUUAUUCGGUCAUGUGAAUAGAGAGUGGGCAAGCUGAAGGCUAUUUAGGCAGCGAAAACUGUUAAAUAGGUAAGAGAUUGCUGGCCUUUGUUGUAGGUAAUUGGUUCCUUGAGAGUAUAUUUCUAUAUUCAUGGAUUGACAUGUACAUGUGGGUGAAGACAAGGGCUUUGUGAGACGAACGGACAACAGUCAAACAAUUGAGACUUCGUCUUUUCCCAAAUAACGAUAUUAAUUAAUAAUAAUUUUUAACUUAUUACUAUAGUAUAGCUGUUUCGGUUAUAAACAGAAAAUUAUAUUGUAAAGUUGUGUUUACGAAUAUCAGUUAUGGCCCCAAA
Molecule: messenger RNA, 2311 nt
Organism: Xenia sp. Carnegie-2017
Lineage: Eukaryota; Metazoa; Cnidaria; Anthozoa; Malacalcyonacea; Xeniidae
Product: SH2B adapter protein 1-like
Exons: 7
Coding region: 230-1993 (587 amino acids)
Biological process (GO): intracellular signal transduction
Cellular component (GO): plasma membrane
Molecular function (GO): transmembrane receptor protein tyrosine kinase adaptor activity
Source: RefSeq, a predicted model, not a curated record